AUGUUGUCCGUCACCAACAAAUUUGAAGUAUUACCAAAUGAGUUGUUUAUCGUUGUUUGUUCAUAUAUGCUCCCGCACGAAAUUUUGUAUGCAUUUUCGACUUUGAGUUAUCGGUAUAAUCAACUAGUUCGUUUAUUCAUUGAACAGAUCGAUCUGACGAAUGUUCUUCUCUCAGCACCAUCAUCUAUUUACUUCGCACUUCUUCUAGAUUAUCGUUUCGAUAUUAGGUCGCUUAAACUAAACUCGUCCUACUUAAAUACAAUUCUGGCGUCGGGUUUAAUGUAUCCAAAUAUGAAAUGCAUCUGUGUAAUAGAAGAUGAUCCGUCUUAUUCCGACGUCAAUAUCGUACCGUACAUGGAAAUAUUCUCAAGGUUAAACUCGUUAACGUUAAAGCUACAAACACGUGCAAAGGUCUAUCAAAGCAAUGAUUUGAAAAUCUGUGAACAUUUCUUUCGAGAAGAGUGUAUGUUAGAAACAUUGAUUAUUAAAAAUACAUUAACGUGGAUCGAUGCACGAAUCAUGACACCUUGCGAACAUCUAAAAUACUUGACAAUCACUCUACCUGAUAUGCUCGAUAUUUAUAUACUCUUAAACAAACUGCCAUUAAUCGAAUUUUUAUGUGUUGAUAAGCUCGUAGCAAAUGGACUUUUGGGGAAUCGAAAAAUAAUAAAUUAUGAAACCCAACAGCGAGAACUGCCACCAAUAAAACUGAUAUAUGAGACGUGUCUUCAAGAAUUCAAACUCCAUGAAGCAACGGUUAAUUACGAAGAAUUAAAAGCAUUAUUGAAACAGUUGAAAGUAUUAAAACGUCUUUCGCUUAUCAACAUUGAUUGUAUAUAUCACUUGAUCGAUGGUGAAGAAUUAGAACAAGGAUUUUUGACCGAGUUGAAACAAUUAAAUAAAUUUAAUUUUCGCUUCGAAUCACGUGCAAGGCUAUUACCAGUAGCUCCUGACUAUGCUGCGACCUUUCAGAGUCCAUAUUGGACAGAGCGCGGAUGGAAUGUGCAAUGUUCUUCACUGGGAUGGCGCAUAUGGCUUGCUACGCUAGAAACUUGA
Messenger RNA from Didymodactylos carnosus, 1056 nucleotides. The record is from the annotation of a GenBank genome assembly. NCBI's taxonomy places the organism in Eukaryota, Metazoa, Rotifera, Eurotatoria, Philodinida, Philodinidae.